Molecule: messenger RNA, 5009 nt
Organism: Zootermopsis nevadensis
Lineage: Eukaryota; Metazoa; Arthropoda; Insecta; Blattodea; Termopsidae
Source: RefSeq, a predicted model, not a curated record
UGCAGUGGUGAUCGCAACAUUGCUCAGCAAGCUAUAGUGGCAUACCAGCAACAGAUCGGACCCAACUCUUCCAGACAGUCGAAGGCGCACGUUCCUGUAGUUCCUAGCGUCGCCACCACCUGCAACACCAUGAGAUUUGGGUCUUAUCGGAUCUGCUCAGGGUUAUUCAAGUCAACAUUGCUAAAGCUUCAGGAAAAGAACCAUAGAGUAUUGUUAUUUGGGAACCAGCAACCAUGCUUCUACACACCUGGCUAAAUGCAAUACGCUCAAUUUCAACGACAUCACAGAGGUACAAUUUUAAGACAUCGGCCAUUUCAGUUCGAGUUCGAAGCCGUUAACAGGAAACUUACACAUGGCUCCGUAACACUGCGUUGCUGCGUAACAAGAGCAACUGUUACUCACGUGGAUCAAGAUGUGAUGUAGUGAGAGAACGCCUGAAGGCUAGGUAUCACACAUAGCACGCGUCGAGAGGGAAGCAGAGCUCGUAGGAGCUGGUGAAACAGUAUGGAUCGCAGUUGGAGCUAGCGUGUGCCACUGCAGGGGGCAACCAGUGACAUGGCGUCCACCAUCCCCUCAACAAUACUUAAACAAAUGAGAAGCGUCGAGCAUGUUGGAAUGUAUGCAAUUUGCAAUAUGUAAUAUCGUUGGUUCGUGUGUACUUGAGAAGAAGUGUGAACAAGUGUACUGGAACUUUUUAAAACAAAUCGAAAUACUAAAAAUUGUGUCGUGUGGCCUAUAACACGUGAUAUGUAUAAUAUUCGGCGUUUUAAAGAAUAAUAAUGAAGCAUGUUUUAAAACAUUUACUUCAAUUAAUGGCGUGUGCAAAUGGCUUUUAAAUUGACAAGACAGGUUUUUCUUCCUUAUAAAGAACAUAUUUCGUGGAGAUAUCAUUGUAAUGCUGUGCGAAUGGUCAAACAAAGAACAGGAGUAUGUUUCUCGUUACAUGUCACAGUUUUGUUGUUUUUAACUUGAAUAAUUGUGAUGCUGAAAACUAGGUUUCGAACGUUCAGACUUCCCUUCACGUUCAGCAGAACAAAAUGCAAGAUUUCACACCGGUGACGUCCCUUUAGACGCUCUGUUCAAUUUGGUAAAUAUGCCACAUUUUAGCAUUUCGAUCCGUGCCGACAAAAAUUGAAAUAUAUGAGUAAAAUAUCUAUCCGUUUUACUAACGAGUUUUCUGAAUCAAUUGAGGAGACUUUCUUAAAGUUUUACAUCCCUCGGGUUGUAUAUCAGAUGUGCGAGAUAAGUUUGUGACGAAUCUAGCACAAAUGUUUAACUACUGAGCACGAAAAUAAGAUAGGUUUGAAAGAUUGUCAAAAAUUUUAAUUUAAUUAGUUUGACAGAAACACGUGUGGGACAGCAACUUGAAAUGAACAGACAUUAGUUUCAAAGAUUUUUCAUAAUGCAGACGUGAAUUAUAAUAAAAUCACGUAAAAGUAGUAUACAUUCUUAUUUAUCUUUAAAACUAUGAAGACUUAAGACACGAAUGUAGAUAGGACAUGAUUGAAAGGUGAGGACAGUAACUUAAAUUUCUUAAUCAUAAAUGAAUACGUUUUAGCUUCGAACAACUUCCCGUUGUCAGUGAUCUUACGGUUUAAACAUAUUUAUAAAAUCUGACGUGUGCUACAAACAUCACAGAAGUGAGUGUUCAGACAAAACUGAAACACAAACCUGUGCUGUGGCUCUGACAUCGACCAGCCAGAGAGACAAACUUGGUAUUGCUGUGUCCCGGGUUCGAAUCUGCCCGUCACCACGUUGUCUCCGCCAGGUCUGGACCUCUCUAUGUCGGCCGCCGUGCAGGGGCCUCCCCCAGGGUUGCCGCCUCACGGUCUGCCGCCUCCUGGGCCAGCCAUGGCGGCUUUAGUCGGAGGCCCUCCUCCACUUCAGCAUUUGGGGAGCAGGCCGCCACCACCACCGCCUCCGCCACAUCUACAUCGUCCCUUAGAUCCUGGAGAGGUGAGCGGGCCUCCAAACCCUGACGUUCUGCUCGCAUUGCUCUCUCGUAACAAGAGCCUAGAAGCCAGCAUCCCCAAGUGCGGUGGUUGCCAGGAAUUGAUUCUGGACCGCUUUAUCCUGAAGGUGCUAGACCGAACGUGGCACGCUAAGUGCCUAAAGUGCAGUGAGUGUAGCGGACAGCUCAGCGACAAGUGUUUCGCCCGCAAUGGUCAGGUUUUCUGCAAGGAGGACUUCUUCAAGCGGUACGGGACGAAGUGUGCGGGCUGCGAGCAGGGGAUUCCCCCCACUCAGGUGGUCCGGAGAGCCCAGGACAAUGUGUACCACCUGCAGUGUUUUGCCUGCGUCAUGUGCAGCCGGCAACUCAACACGGGUGACGAGUUCUAUCUUAUGGAGGACCGGAAACUGGUCUGCAAGCCCGACUACGAGGCAGCCAAGACUAAAGACGGGGGUUGUCUGGAUGGGGAUCAGCCCAACAAAAGACCACGCACAACCAUCACAGCCAAGCAGCUGGAGACGUUGAAACUGGCCUAUAACAACAGCCCGAAGCCCGCAAGACAUGUGCGAGAACAGCUCAGUCAGGACACGGGGCUGGACAUGAGGGUUGUACAAGUGUGGUUCCAGAACAGAAGAGCUAAGGAGAAGCGGUUGAAGAAGGAUGCCGGACGAACACGCUGGAGCCAAUACUUCCGUUCCAUGAAAGGAGGCUCGUCACCACGUCACGAGAAAUUGCACGACAAAGACGAUAAGAUGGACCUCGAGUCCAACUUCAGCCACACGCACGACCUCAAUAGCAAUGAUAGCUACGGGACGGUGGUAAACCUAGGACUGGAGCAAGACGGGUCGUCACCCCACAGCGCGGGGAGUCGCGCCCCGCACUUCACUCUGCAUGGGGGACCAGCCACGCCACCUUAUCUGUCAUCCAGUCAUUCACCAACUCCGCCCCACCCCGCCCUAGGACCCAACUUCCCUUACUCCACAGGAGAAGGGCUCGCGGUCUACACAACCCUAGGUCAGGGGCCCCCUCCCGGGGCCCACCUGCCCCCUGGACAUCCAAGCCUGACCAGUGGACCAGCUUCUGACCUCAGCAACAGCAGCAGCACCCACGGCUACCCUGAUUUCCCACCCAGCCCUGAUUCUUGGCUGGGUGAGGUCAGUACCUCAUCUGGGCCCCAAGCGAGUGGUGCAGCCCCCCAGUACUGACCCCGCCACCUCUCAUAGCAGAGGAUGAACUAGUUCCUCAAGACGAGGUUAAAAGGUGGAGCUAUAAGACAGCGUCACUCUAGUCAUGUGCAAUCAGAGAGUUCGGGUCGCAAAUAUAAGAAUCUGUCUUACCGCUGCCUCUUGGAGGAUCUGGGAUCUCUCUCCUGUAUCAAUCUCGGAACAUGUUUCAUUCUUCAGUGUUUUGUUUUCUGAUACAUCUUCAUAUGUACAUAAAAGUACUCCGUUACUGAAUAAACAGUCAAAACCUUGCCGAGUGAAACGCUUAAAGAAAGGAAAACAUCUUCAUUAAACAUCAAAGUAUAGUGUGUUUACUGAUAAACCAGAAUAAAACUGUCACUUCAGGCUCUCAGCACAAACUGCAUGACUCACUGCCAAGCGCUAUAAGAUUUUUCCUGAUACGAAUCAAGUAUCACUUCAUACAAACAAUAAUUAAACAUAAGUUCUGGUAAAAAUUGAUGAACUAAAAGGCUAUCUAAGUGAAAACAGAUAAUGUGCAUCUGCUGGUUAAAUGUCGAUUGUGGUCUUCUGGAUUGUGAUGUCACGUAAUCUUGCUGUGUUAUUUCCAACCCUGAAGAUGGAGGUGAUAUAUUUCUCUAUACCUAUAAGACUACAUGGCAUCACAAUCCAAAUGACCACAAUUAACAUCUUCACAGGAAAACAUGAAGUAUCAGAUAUCUGGUUUAGCGGCGACAAAUGAUAGUUCAGUUUGUAAUUUUGUGGUCGGACCUCGUGGUAUUUUCUGUGUCAUAAAUGUCUAAAUGAUUUCUUGAAAACAGAAAAUUUACUAUUAAAUCCCAUGUAAAUAAUCAAAUAUAUAUUAUAAUAAAUAUAAAGCGAAGAUAAGAAAGGCGCUCCACAUAGACUUCUAUUCUAACGUAUUCUGAGGAGUUCCUCAAAGGACAAAGUGCUGUAUGCCAUUUUUCCAUCAGUACACAAGACUGGGUAUUCAGAAUUUUAAAAUCAAUUUUGUAUUUGAUAAUACACAGAUGCUCAUAAUACUGCCUGAAAUGGAUACGAUAGACAAACAUUUGUUUAGAAUCCGAACUAUAUGUGGAAGGACUUAGGGGCCUUUACCAAGUCUUCUCUUGUUUGUUAACCAGCUCCUCAGUCAUAGGGAGAUCCCAGUGCCACCAAGUGGGGGUUGUGAGAACUAUAGUGAUGAGUCUUCUCUGUUAUAUUUGUCAAGGGCUCAGAUGAAAAAAACAAACAAAAGAAACAACUGAUGUGGUGUCAUGUCCUGUGUUACGAUCACAUUUUCUCUUAAAUUAUUGCCGUGUGUGACAAGUUCUGGUAGAUGUUUUCAUUACUAUUUUAAGAAGAAAGAAUAAUUUCAAGAUUAGGAAGUUUGUUGGCUUCUUGGUUAUAUAUUACAUUAUAACGACACGACUGUGGUACCAGAGACUGAGUGUAGGUGUUCAAUCAGACCGUUGCACAUAUUGUUACUUUAUGAGAUGUACUGCAUUGAUAUACGAGCUAGUAUUGUCCAUGUAAUAUUUACAUAUUCACUUUGGAGGAAGUGAAUUAUGUAACUGAUUUCAAACUUUCAUGACAAUUCAUUAAUAGGUUACUGCUUCCCACUCAUCAUCACCAACCCCUGACGACACUGGGUCUUUUCACAUCCCACACCGAUCAUCCACUAAUCUCUUAAAAGGACUGGUAUUGCUUUUUCUUUCUACUGUCUCAGCCAUAAUUUGGCCCUAUAUAGGGGAUAAUACCUCGGUUAUCCAGUCCUUAUCCAGUCGCUUUACUGACUGAGCAACCCGAUGGUGGCAGAGGAUUUUACCUCUAGCCUCUGCAUCCAGACUGGCUCUGGGGCACACCCAACCUCCUAU